Messenger RNA from Labeo rohita (rohu), 1213 nucleotides. It is a transcript of the gene siglec15l, whose product is annotated as sialic acid binding Ig-like lectin 15, like. Gene Ontology annotation, cellular component: plasma membrane. The coding region runs from base 38 to 1066 and encodes 342 amino acids. Gene Ontology annotation, biological process: regulation of actin cytoskeleton organization; regulation of osteoclast development; regulation of bone resorption. Lineage: Eukaryota; Metazoa; Chordata; Actinopteri; Cypriniformes; Cyprinidae. The transcript is spliced from 7 exons. The record is from RefSeq and is a predicted model, not a curated record.
ACCUUCAUUAUAAAUCUUAUGUCUGUGAGAUCCCACAAUGUUCUCUCCGAAGAUGCAGGAUUCUGUGUUUGGUCUGCUUUAUUUUAUUUGUAGUCUCAAAGGCCUGACAUGUUCACAAUGGACCAUGAAAGUACAGGAUCAGGUCAAUGGCACAUUGGGACAAAAUGUGAUUCUCCCCUGCGUCUUCACACACCCAAAACAAAAUACGUACACCGGCGAUAUCACUGUUAAAUGGAUGCAGGGCAACAAGCAUGAACCCAUUUUUCAGUGCAAAGUUCACAACAAGACAAAUAGACAAGACAUUAACUGUACUAAUCCAAGAUCAUCACAGCAAACCUCACUUCAAGGUAACCCCAGGAAAGGAGACACUUCCUUAAGGAUCAAUAAUUUACAGUUUACCAGCGCCUCACAGUACACCUGCAGGGUGGAGCUGAAUUAUGAUAAAUUCGAGAAACACACAAUGCUUAAUAUCAAUGCUCCGGCACAAAUCCUCAGCCUAUCCAUGGAUUUUGAGGUUCAAGGUAUGAUGCUGAAAUGCAUUGCCCAAGGGAAUCCAAUUCCACAACUAAAAUGGACCACCUCAUCUGGAUUGCUAGAAAACGCUCCAAACAAAACUGACUACAGCAACUACAUAGUCGCCAGCUCAGUUCUAGUCUCUGACCAGGAUGUGAGCGCUUGCCAAGCUGUGAACUCACUGGGCCAGGAUCAGAAAACAGUUCUACCAAACAAUCCAAAUUGUUCUGGUCUUUUGGUGACAACCAUUCUGGGGUGGUUGCUGUUGCUCGGACUUGUAGCAUUCAUUUUGGACAUGAUGAGGAGACGCCGUGCACAGAGAGUCAUGCUACGGGAUAUAGGUGUACAGCAGGUUAAAACGUCUAUACAUCAAACUAACGAGACAGUUUAUGCCAAUAUCAGAACUUGUUCAGUUGGUCGUGAAUCUAGACAUAGUGAUGUGUACUCAACAGGGGCAUUGAGAGAGGAGGGAAAGGUGGAAAAGAUUCCCAGCUGCAGGGCCCCAAAAAUUAGGCCCCCAGGACCCCCAGGACCCCCGCCAGACAUUGGCUAAAAGUGAAAGGCGCUGAUCCGGAUGGACCAAUCACAUUUGUUUUUGAAUGCUGUAUGAUGAUUUUUAAAAAUCAUUUUAUGUUAAAUUUGUAUGGUGUAGUUUCCUAUGUAUUUCAGAUAUGUCACUAUAGUUAGUAUGUUAAAAAAA